UAAGGCGUUAGUUUCUCAAACCUAGAUCUUUGACAACCAUGCCACACUUUCACACGUUAAUCUGAAAGUCGCCAGCUUUUCUGAAGCCUUACGGUGAUGCAAAGCCCGGCCACAUGCGUGUCAUCAUCGCGGCACGCCGCUAGAGAGCCAGCCAGCGCGUUGGGCAACCGUGCGCUCGGUCUCCCGUGAGAAAAAAGAAACGCCUUAGACUGGACACCACCACAUUCGGAUUACAAACACGCACAAAGAGAAGAAUAGGAAACGCGUCGUCAACACAGAGGUGCUUUGAUCGUGUCAAAACUUCUGCUCUUCAUAUACACAUAUUCGGAUCCGUGCACAGGGUUCUUAGCAGCAAAGUUCUUUACAGAGCCGCUUUGGUCCAUCUCCUCGCUAGAUAAAAACGGCAGUGGAUGCAGAUAUCGCCUCAGGCGCUGCUCGUCUCUCAUCUGGACGUCAAAAUCAGAGACUUCAAGAAGAGCUACCGUCAAUCGGCGUGCCUGUCCUAUACCUGCGGAGCAACGUUCCAUCAUCCUGAAGGGCAGCAGCCUGGGUGCAGACAAUGGAGGCCGCUAACAGGACGAAGUACUGCGAGCUCAUCGAGGACAUGAUGAAUUCUAGGGCCUCCAACUCAUCUGACAGGCUGGUGAGCAUGGGUACGGUGUGGCUGCACGGCAUAGUCUCCACCUUCGGCAUCCUGGAGAACCUGCUCAUCCUGUGGGUCAUCGGCUUCCGUGUACAACGCUCGGUCAUCAGCGUGUGGAUCCUCAACCUGGCCGCGUCCGACCUGCUGGCCACCGCUUCCCUGCCCGCCUUCACCGUCUUCCUGGCCAAGGGCGGCACCUGGACGCUGGGCACCACCUUCUGCAAGAUCCACUCCUCCGUCUUCUUCCUCAACAUGUUUGUCAGCGGCUUCCUGCUGGCCGCCAUCAGCCUGGACCGCGCCCUGGUCUCUCUGUGCCCCGUCUGGGCCCAGAACCACCGGGACGUGGGCCUGGCCACCCGUGUGUGUGGCGUCAUCUGGGCGCUGGCCUUCCUCAACACUGUGCCCUACUACCUGUUCCGGGACACCAUCCAGCGGCGUGACGGGCGGAUCAUGUGCUACUACAACUUCCGGCAGCUCCCCGUCCCCGGGGCGGACGAGGAGGAGAUCUGCCGGAGCCGGCAGGACGUGACGGCGGUCAGCAAGUUCCUGCUGGCCUUCCUGCUCCCCCUGCUGGUGAUCGUGGGGAGCUACGUGGCAGUGAGCAUCAGCAUCUCCCGCCGCGGCCGGCGCCACAGCUUCCGCUUCUUCCGGCUGGUGGUGGCGGUGAUCGUCAGCUUCGUGCUUUGCUGGGCGCCCUAUCACGUGCUGAGCCUGCUGGAGGCGGUGGCGCAGUACCACAGGCCCCUGCGGCAGGGCGUGGCCCGGGCGCUGCCCCCCUUCGUCAGCCUGGCCUUCAUCAACAGCCUGCUGAACCCGCUGCUCUACGUCUUCAGCUGCCCUGACUUCCUGGCCAAGAUCCGGCAGUCGCUGGGGGCGGUGCUGGAGAGCGUGCUGGCGGAGGACCUGGGGGAGCUGGCCCGCCGCCGGAGCACCGCACGCUCCACCACCAGCACCAACGAGCUCCUCCAGCGCCUGCGUAUUGCCCCCGCCCUCAAGAACAACACUCCCGGGCACGAGGAGGAGGCGGAGCACCCCGCCGUCUUCUGAGCGAGACUCUGCCCACUGCACCGGCCGCAUACCUCUGAGGCAACACACCUGUGCACCCCCCAGACACCUACCCUGACAUUCUGUCUCAUUCUGUCACUGAAUAUCUACUCCUCCUAAACCCCCUAUCCUGAGGGACCACCACACUGGCGCUGGAAGAACACCCCCUCCUUGGCCCAUUAUUUUUUUUGCCAUUCUUCCUCUUUGGGAAAUAAAGAAAUGGAAAUAAAAAAAAAAAAAGAAUUAAGAAAGAAAAUAAAAGAAAUAAAGAAAGACAGGAGAGAGCAAGCUCUGAGAAUGAGUGGCACGCCAACCCCUGCAGUGGUCAGUAGUUUAAGACACAGCCCUGGAUUCAGUCUGAGGUACAGCCCUGCAACCAGACCUGAACCCGGAGGGGGCCAAUGAAACGUGGGAAUCAGGCUAGUCUGGGCCUUGGGUCAGGGCCAGCAUUUCUGGACAUCAGGUUUUGAAUGCAUGCCAGUGUAAAAUCUGGGCUAAAAUCUCUUACAAAGCGAAUUAACAUUUUUAAGUCUGUCAAUCAUAUCAUGCUAAAAUGAGGAUUAAUUAAUUUGUUUGUUUAUUUAGACAGGAAGAAGGUAUUUGCAGCAAAGUGGCCUCUAAGUGCCUCGAUCAGUGGAGCACAGGAAGGAAGCCAUCCCCGAUAGAUGAUGACAGUUGUUCUUCUUUGCUGUUGAUGAAACAGUUGUGGUUUGAGGCCUCAGGGUUCAGGUCCCAGGAUGGUGUGAGACACAACACAAAUUGCUGAGGCUAUACAGUGGAAGAGACCCCACCUCCCCCCCAAAGACAAAAGAGAGUGACAAAGAGGAUGUGGCAUCAAUCGUACCAUUACAACACUCUCCCUUCUGUAAAUAACACAUCCAGGAUGUGUAGCACAUGGCAGGGACACAGACUCCCUUACAUUAGCCAAUGAGGGCAAGGCCUGUGUCACGCUGUGAGCUCCUUUGC
Molecule: messenger RNA, 2653 nt
Organism: Megalops cyprinoides (Indo-Pacific tarpon)
Lineage: Eukaryota; Metazoa; Chordata; Actinopteri; Elopiformes; Megalopidae
Product: prostaglandin D2 receptor 2-like
Exons: 3
Coding region: 560-1690 (376 amino acids)
Biological process (GO): complement receptor mediated signaling pathway; inflammatory response; positive regulation of cytosolic calcium ion concentration
Cellular component (GO): plasma membrane
Molecular function (GO): G protein-coupled receptor activity; complement receptor activity
Source: RefSeq, a predicted model, not a curated record